UGUUCACUUGCUGCUGGGAACUCGGCUAACAUGUGUGAGGGCCAUGGGCCAUGGGACUCCUGAUAAUAUGAACUGGGUCAGACUACUGCAGAAACUGCUGCUUGUGGUCCACAUCAGGCAGCUCAUAUGCAGUUCUGUCCAGUUUUCCAUCCCAGAGGAACUAGAGCCUGAAACUCUGGUUGGAUCACUUAGUAGACACUUUUCUCCUCCGUAUCAGCUCCUGACCCAGGAGUUCCUGAGGAUGGACAAAAACACGGGGAAUUUCUACACCACUGAUGAAAAGAUGGAUCGCGAGGCCCUCUGUCCCGCGGAGACGAAAGCUGAGUGCAUUAUUCUACACAAUGCUGUCGUGGGGCCCUCAGGAGACCUUAUACAGUUCCCUGUGAUCAUAGAGGACAUUAAUGACAACCCACCACAUUUUGAAAACAGUGAAAUACACCUGAGAGUGGCCGAGGAUGUGACUGUGGGGACCAGUUUUGUAAUAGAUGAUCAGGCUCUGGACAGUGACGCUGGUCGUAAUGGAGAGGUGCAGUACCACCUAAAAGGCUCUGAAGGAGUUUUCAGUUUAAAAAUCGAAGAAGACGGCGCUUUAAUUAUGUUGGUUGUGCAAAGAGCCCUGGAUAGGGAAACUCGGGACUCGUUUCAGAUGCAGCUGGUGGCCACUGAUUGUGGUGUUGAGCCUUUAAGUGCAUCUGCAACUUUAAUAGUCACAGUGACAGAUGUCAAUGACAACUGUCCAGCCUUUAGCCCUGACAGUCCCCGCAGUGUCACGAUCCCAGGAGACUCCCCAAAGAACACCGUGGUCACUCAGGUGAGAGCCACAGAUCCAGAUUCAGGCCCAAAUGCUGCCAUCAUUUACUCCUUCAGUCCCAAAGUCUCUGAGCGAGCCAAGAAGCUCUUUAGCCUCGACAGUCUCACCGGAUCCAUCAGCCUUACACAAGAUCUCGAGAGUGACAGCUCUGACGAGCUGGUAUUGAAAGUGUUAGCUAGCAGCCAUCACUGCCCCCCAGCAGACACUCAGGUAACAGUAUCUGUGCUCCCUAAGGUGAACCAAGAGCUAACGAUCAAGAUCAGGUUCAUAGCAGAGCAUCAAAACCAGACUAUGGUGUUACAAGAGAACCAGCACCCCACAGUCUUAGCUGUUUUAGAGCUGGAGGGUGACAGCAGCUUUAAAGGCUCAUCUCUUGCCAUUGAAGGUGAAGUGCCUUUCACUUUGAGCCCACAGAAUGGCAAGUAUCUGCUUUCCACAUCAAAGCCCUUAGACUAUGAGAUGAAUAGUGAACAUCAUAUUUCCGUGGUAGUGCACACAAGAUCAGCUGAGGGAUCUGUGAUCAUUCCUUAUAGACGUGUAGUCACAGUAUUGGUGACAGACAUCAAUGAUAAUGCUCCACAUUUUGUACAGUCUCACUACCAGCUUGAAGUGGAAGAAAACAAUCAGCCCGGAAUGUCACUGCUGCAGGUCUCAGCGUCAGAUGCAGACAGCGGGCACAACGGCAGGGUGAGCUACGGGCUGGAAAAAUACAAUCCAGCCAUCUUUAACAUUGACUCUAUAACAGGUAAACUGUCUGUGUCAGUUCCUCUGGAUAGGGAGCAACAGUGUGUACACAAACUCACCGUGUUUGCCCGAGAUAGUGGCUCUCCUCCCUUGCAAUCCAUGGCCACUGUAUCCAUUCACGUUCUGGACCAGAAUGACAAUGCACCUGUUUUUCUAACCCCUCACUUCAUCUUUUUCAUCCCUGAAAAUGUUCCAACAUUCUCCCAGGUGGGGAGGGUGGAGGUGAAAGACCCGGAUGAAGGGGAGAAUGGGAGAACAGAAUUUCAUGUUGUAAACAGCAGUGGACCUUUUGUUGUGGAUAACACUCAGGGGACACUACGCACCACCAGGAACUUGGACCGCGAGACAGAGGACCGCUAUGAAUUCUACCUGCUGGCCAGGGAUCACGGCCACUCAGUUGCUUUGACUUCCACUGCCAGAGUGACUAUCUUUGUGGAAGACAUCAAUGACAACCAGCCAAAAGUGAUCCUUCCGAGCAGCAACUCCUCAUGCCUGACGGUCUCUCCAGGUACCCCGGCAGGUACUAUGGUAGGAAAGAUCUAUGCCAUCGAUGAGGACUCAGGAUUGAAUUCAGAGAUUACAUACUCAGCUGAGGCACCAGAGCCAGUGCAAAACAGCAGUCCCUUUAAGAUUGAUUCAAGGUCGGGAAAUAUCACCUUAAGUCAGCAGCUUCUUCACAACGACCUGGGAAUGCAUCACCUGUUCAUUGUGAUCAGAGAUGGGGGUAAACCAGCUCCACUUUACACCACUGUCUGGAUGAAUCUGCUGGUCAAUGACAGCACAGAACCUUGCCACUUGGACAGGGUGCCCACCUGGACAGGGACACUCAACUUGGUUCAAACCCCUUCAAAGGCUCCAAUCUGUGACACGGAGACAACCAGAUUUGCACAAGUGAUACUGUUAAUAGGCCUGGGUAUGAUGCUAGCGUCCACAUGUUUGUUUGUGGUCACAGCUAUCUGUUGCAUGAAACAGAGGAGAAGAAGUCUGAAAAUGAACAAGAGAGCAUACAGUGAGGAGAAUGAGAUUCCACUCAGGCUCAAAGACAAAUAUUACUCUGAUUAAUAACAGCAAGCAAUGUGGAAAGCUCACAGUCUCAAAGAUAAAAAUGUCCUGUGAAUUAAAUAUAUUCGGUAUAUUUGUCAAGGGCUUCUUGCAUUGUAAUAAGUCACUGAAUCAGUCUGAUGCACGGUGCAUUCAAACAUGUGUCAAUAGCAAAACUGACAAGUUCUGUGGAAAUAAAGUUGAUCCAUUUUCUGAUAAAGAAACGAGCAUAUGAUCCGAUAAGCAUGUCAAGUUAUCUGCAAAAUCAUGUUCCCUGAGAAGAAUGUGAAACAAAAAUAAAUAAAACUGCAUUUCACAGAUUGGUUUCACAGCAAGUCAUCAGUAAGAUGCCAGCAUUUCAGGGAUUGUCUUUAAGGAUUAUUGCCCAUGACCCCUGCGGGUAGAAAGACUGAAGUAAUGCUCUGUUAGGUUGAUUGGUCCUUUCUCAGAUUUCUGACUGGGUGAUGGGGAGUCUAAAGUAUUUAGACACACAAAAGGGUUUAAUGUUCCUCAGUUGGGGAGGUGAUGAAAGUCUCUCAAGAAGUAACUCUGAGAUGAGCUCAGGAGGCGGAGGGCGGCCGUGGACAGGUGAGAGGCGGCAGAGGGAAGGCACAGCGGCGUCUCAAGUAACCGCCUCGCACCUGUUACUUGAUAGCACUGCUUUUC
Archocentrus centrarchus (flier cichlid) is the source of this 3262-nucleotide messenger RNA. It is a transcript of the gene pcdh20l, whose product is annotated as protocadherin 20-like. Gene Ontology annotation, molecular function: calcium ion binding. Lineage: Eukaryota; Metazoa; Chordata; Actinopteri; Cichliformes; Cichlidae. The record is from RefSeq and is a predicted model, not a curated record. The coding region runs from base 44 to 2617 and encodes 857 amino acids. The transcript has 2 exons. Gene Ontology annotation, cellular component: plasma membrane. Gene Ontology annotation, biological process: homophilic cell-cell adhesion.